Molecule: messenger RNA, 595 nt
Organism: Theileria equi strain WA
Lineage: Eukaryota; Apicomplexa; Aconoidasida; Piroplasmida; Theileriidae
Product: Ubiquitin-conjugating enzyme family member protein
Exons: 4
Coding region: 124-567 (147 amino acids)
Biological process (GO): protein polyubiquitination
Cellular component (GO): nucleus
Molecular function (GO): ubiquitin conjugating enzyme activity
Source: RefSeq, a predicted model, not a curated record
GAGUAAAACUUUUGUAGACUAACUUUUGUGUUUAUUGGAAAAAUCUCUGGUACUUGAAUAUUUUGGGGUCUCUAGUGUGUCAGAACACCCGUAUGGUCUAAAUAGAACUUGAGCUACAGAACCAUGGCUUUGAAACGCAUACACAAGGAACUGGCAGAUCUCACCAAAGAUCCUCCAACCAAUUGCAGUGCUGGACCCGUCGGAGACGACAUGUUCCACUGGCAAGCAACAAUCAUGGGCCCUCAUAACAGCCCAUACCAAAAUGGAGUAUAUUUCCUCAACAUUCACUUCCCGAGCGACUACCCAUUCAAGCCCCCAAAGGUCGCGUUUACCACAAAAGUUUACCACCCAAAUAUAAACAACAACGGCGCAAUUUGUCUGGAUAUUUUAAAGGACCAGUGGAGUCCGGCACUCACUAUAUCAAAAGUGCUCCUAUCGAUCUCUUCUCUAUUAACCGAUCCUAACCCGGAUGAUCCUCUGGUUCCCGAAAUUGCACAAUUGUAUAAGCAAAAUCGCACCUUGUACGAUUCAACUGUAAGGGAAUGGGUCCAAAAGUACGCCACUUAGUGCCCAUGUCAUUAAAUGUCACACCUGC